This is a messenger RNA of Neomonachus schauinslandi (Hawaiian monk seal), 900 nucleotides long. Its product is annotated as splicing factor 3A subunit 2-like. NCBI's taxonomy places the organism in Eukaryota, Metazoa, Chordata, Mammalia, Carnivora, Phocidae. Gene Ontology annotation, molecular function: nucleic acid binding; zinc ion binding. Gene Ontology annotation, cellular component: U2-type prespliceosome; U2 snRNP; catalytic step 2 spliceosome. The record is from RefSeq and is a predicted model, not a curated record. Gene Ontology annotation, biological process: spliceosomal complex assembly.
AUGGACUUCCACCAUCCCCCCGGGGGUAAGACUAGGAGUGGAGGCGUGGCCUCCUCCUCCGAGAGCUACCGAGACCGCAGGGAGCGCCUCCGGCAUCUGGCCCUGGAGACCAUCGACAUCAACAAGGACCCAUAUUUCAUGAAGAACCAUCUGGGCUCGUACGAGUGCAAGCUGUGUCUGACCCUGCACAACAAUGAGGGGAGCUACCUGGCACAUACCCAAAGGAAGAAGCAUCAGACCAACUUGGCCAGGCGAGCCGCCAAGGAGGCCAAGGAGGCCCCCGCCCAGCCAGGGCCAGAAAAGGUCAAGGUGGAGGUGAAGAAGUUUGUGAAGAUUGGCCGCCCAGACUACAAAGUGACCAAGCAGAGGGACACGGAGAUGGGCCAGCAGAGCCUCCUCUUCCAGACUGACUACCCUGAGAUCGCCGAGGGCAUCAUGCCCCGCCACCGCUUCAUGUCGGCCUAUGAGCAGAGGAUCGAGCCUCCUGACCGUCCCUGGCAGUACCUGCUCACGGCCGCCGAGCCCUAUGAGACCAUCACCUUCAAAAUGCCAAGCAGGGAGAUCGAUGAGGCCAAAGGCAAGUUCUGGACUCACUGGAAUCGGGAAACCAAGCAGUUUUUCCUACAGUUUCACUUCAAGAUGGAGAAGCCACCAGCCCCGCCGAGGCUCCCUGCUGGGCCUCCUGGGGUGAAGAGACCCCGCCCCCCCAUGAAUGGUCUGCCCCCGCCGCCUCUGCCAGAGUCUUUGCCCCCACGACCACUGGGAGGCCUGCCUCUGCCACCCAUGCUGCCCAGUGGGCCUGCACCCUCAGGGCCUCCGGGCCCUCCCCAGCUAGCUGAGUUUGGUGCUUUUGUACCGGACUGUGUAGUGUCCGCACUGCUCAUUAAACACCUCCCCUGA